This is a messenger RNA of Cimex lectularius (bed bug), 3945 nucleotides long. Its product is annotated as zinc finger protein 367-like. Gene Ontology annotation, molecular function: DNA-binding transcription factor activity, RNA polymerase II-specific; RNA polymerase II cis-regulatory region sequence-specific DNA binding. The transcript has 4 exons. Gene Ontology annotation, biological process: regulation of transcription by RNA polymerase II; central nervous system development. Lineage: Eukaryota; Metazoa; Arthropoda; Insecta; Hemiptera; Cimicidae. Gene Ontology annotation, cellular component: nucleus. The record is from RefSeq and is a predicted model, not a curated record. Bases 724 to 1746 code for a protein of 340 amino acids.
AAGCUUCAUUUUUUUUAACUAUACGCCCACCGAUUGUAAGCAAUUUGUCUGAGAUAGCUUAUUAAUUAUUGCAUUCCAUCAUCGUUAUUCGACACUUAGUUUGUCUUAUUUUCGACUCGAUACAUUUAAAAUUGACCAGGUCUAUUACAAACUGGCUUUUUAAGCCUGAUCAAUUUUUAAAAUGUGUUUUUUCUGUCCGGUCCAUUGAGAAAUUGAUCUUAAUGGGCAUAAUUCGAUAAUUUGGCGUUGCCUUAAGACAAUUUGAAGUUAUGUAUGUCGUUUAAAACACCCUGUGUUUGUGGGGUUUUGAAGAGUAAAAAAAAGUAAUCCUUGUCUUUUUAAUUUUACUGGAAAAGUGGGUCGGAGGGUUUUAAAGGCAGGUAGUCGAAGCGGGUAAAUCCGUUAAGCAUCCCCUCUACAACUUUUAAAGACCAGUUUAAAAGGAACGGCCUUGGUUGGAUUUCUUUUAACGAAUUCGAGGAGGGGCCGCCGAGGACACUUUAAACCCUUUUCUCAUGUACUUUCCCCUAAUUUUGGUCGGAUUUUUUGUUAAAGGAUUCUUUUUAUUAGUUUUUUGUUUUUGUUUUCGUGUUUGUUGAUUUUUUUCGCGCUUAUUUUCUUCGAAUUUUUAUUUCCCUCCCACUCGGCCCGUUGUGAUUAAGUUGGCAGCCGUGCCCCUUUUCCCGCGGCCACCAGUUGUUUUAGCGGCACCGCACCGUCGGCAUGUCCGAGAACGUGUACCAGCCUCCGACCAGCCCCAGGUCGUCGGAGUCGCGACGCGGGCGGCCGAAAGCUGCUGCGAUCAGCAACCUGAUCAUCGAAGGAGCGACAUCCCAGUCGGGGAUCAGGUGCGAAGUGUGCUCGAGGGUCUUUCCCAGGGACAAGUCGCUCCAAGCCCACCGGCGCGUACACACAGGAGAAAGGCCUUACAGCUGUGAUUUUCCCGGCUGCAUGAGAAAGUUUAAGCAGAGCGGUCAACUCAAGACGCACCAGAGGCUUCACACCGGCGAGAGGCCGUUUCUAUGCUCUGCCGACGGGUGCACGAGCAGGUUCACACACGCCAACAGGCACUGCGCCGCACACCCUCAGGCACCGCUCGUUAGGUCCGAGGAACAGGCGCCCGUCCUGGACAUGGAACAGGCAGGGCGCAGCCGGGAAGUACUUCAGUGGUUCAACAAGUACAGGGCUGAAAGGGAGACGAGGUCCGCGGAGAAGAAGGACACAUUGCAGACACCGAUGAGCAAGCCGAGAAUUGACGUCCUCACACCGAGGACCGAGGACAGAGAGCUUGCCGACAUGACAAAUUUUACCUCAGCCUCCGGGGAGACAAUCGAGUGGACCUCGCCGCGAAAGUCACCACUGAAGACUCCGCGACCCUGCAACGCGGACAGGUCGCGCCCAGUCAAGAAUCUCUUCUUCACCCAGCCCAGCUCGACGCCACCUUCGCCCGCCGUCGUCUCGCCUCGGAAACGCGAGCUUCCGAAAAAGCGCUGGCUCCGGAUCGCGUGUCGCGAAGCGAUGGCCGGCGGACCCACGGCCAACACGGCCAAUCUGGUGAGGCCGACCGUCCUACGCCACGCGUCGUCCUUCCUCUCGCCUCCGAGGCAUGAAAGCCAGCCUGCGACCUGGUCCCUCCUCACGCCACCAUAUUCAGACGAGAAAAGGUCAUACGAAACAGAGGAUGAGGAGCUCGCCGUUCCACUUCCGCCCGUCCAACACCACCUAGACAUAUACAGGCAAACAUGACAAUAAAAAAGAAUCUUACAAUAUUUUUAAAUUUAUAACACAAAAAGUGUACAAAUACUCAAAAAGACUUUCGUUAUCUUUGUAAUUCGCUACUAGUCAAUCCUUUUGGCGUCCUCCCAUCGUCUUCAUUGCGUGAAAAAGCCCUGGUCAGCAUCUUUUCGUAGAAAGGUUAAUUUUUCCCCUCUAUGGAUCGUUGAAAGAACACGAGCACUGCUCCUGUACUUUCAAUUGUCCGUAUAGUUCAAUUUGAUUAUCGCCUGUUCGAUUAACUCCUGAUAAUUCAAUACCCAAUGGAUUUAUACUCGUAGACAACUUCUUGGCGCUCAUAAUAGUCGAAUAACUUUUCUUAUUCUGAAUUUUCUAGGUGAAAUGCAUUUACAUUAACUUUUGAUAAUUCAUCACCUGUGUCUCCUGGAUUUACUUCUACAGACACUCAUAUUUAAACGUCUUUGUUGCUCUUCUUGAUAAUUCAAGCUCCUGGGGCUCCUAUUUAAUACAUUCACUCCUGAUACUUCACUCCUACGGACACUCCUGAUUUACAACUUAUUGUCGCUCAGGAUUGUUCGGAUUCUUUUUCCAUUUACUGCCUUAUUUUACAAACUCCUGGAACUCCUGAUGUUUCCGGUUCCGAUGGUUUCGCUUGCAAUCUGGAUCCAGUUGAAUUUAUUCUUAGACACUUUUAUUUAGGUUUUAACGUACUGGUGCUCAUAAUAGCUAAAAAGCUUUUCUUUUUUCUCAAUUUUCAAGUUCAAAUACGUCUGCACUUGAAUUUUUCAGCUUACUAGCUACCAGUAGGUGCUCAUAAUAGCUAAAAAGAUUUACUUUUCCUUAAUUUUCGAGUUCAAAUUCGUCUGCACUUGAAUUUUUCAACUUACUGGUGCUCAUAAUAGGUAAAAAGAUUUACUUUUUCCUUAUUUUUCAAGUUCAAAUAUAUUUGAGCAUUUAGACAUUUACUCCUGAUAAUUAAAUCCCCCGUGGGUCCUGGCUUGCAGACUAUUACAGACUUUGUAAAUUCACUACUCUACAACUCACUCCCGAUAUUUCAACCUCCUGUGGCUAGAGUUGCAUUUACUCUUGAUAAUUCAAGCUGCUGGGGCUCCUGUUGAUUACAUUCACUCCUGAUAUUUUACUCCUGCGGACACUCCUGAUUUACAACUUAUUGUCGCUCAGGAUUGUCCAAAUUCUUUUUCCAUGUAUUGUCUUUAUUUUUCGAUGGUUUCACUUGCAAUCUGGAUUCAGUUGAAUUUAUUCUUAGGCACUUAUAAUAAUAUUUGAACGUGCUGGUGCUCAUAGUAGCUAAAAAGAUUUUCUUUUUCUGAAUUUUCAAGUUUAUAUUUACUCAUGAUAAUUCAAUCCCCUUUGGCUCCCGGAUUCGCUCCUACAGAUACUCCUGAUAUUUCAACUGAUAGUUGCUCAUGAUAGCCUAAAUUUCUUUUCCGUUUAUUCUUCAUUUUACAAGCUCCUGGACUCCUGAUGUUUCCGGUUAAGAUGGUAUAUGGCGCUCAUAAUAGCCAAAUAGCUUUUCUUAUUCUUGAUUUUCAAGCUAAUUCAUUGACAUACUCCUGCCAAUCCAAUCCCAUAUGGCUUCAGCUGAAUUCACAACUACAGCCACUUCUGAUAUUUCAUCUUAUUGCUCAUGAUUGCCUAAAUUCAUUUUCCAUUUAUUUUCAUUUUACUAGCUUCUGUGACUGAUAAAAAUCUAAUUGUUUCGUUUACAUUCACUCCUGAUAAAAUCUACUGUGGCUCGUGGAUUCCCUCCUACACACACUGCUGGUAUUUCAAUUUAUUGUGGGUGAUAAGCCCAAAUUUCUUUUUCCGUUUACUCUUGAUUUUACAAGCUCCUGAGACUCCCGAUUUUUCAAGCUCCAUAGUUUUAGUCUCAUUUACUCGUGAUAAUUCAAUCCCUGUGGUUACAGUUUUACCCACCUACAGACACUCCUCAUAUUUCAAUUUAUUGCUGCUCAUGAUGGAAAAUUUCUUUUCGACGUCUACUUUUCAACAAUCCUUAUUAUUUCAAGAUCCUACGGUUUCGUUUUCUCUUGAUAUUUGAAGAAGUUGCACCUGAUUAUUGUCUUGACUUUUCGACUCCCCUAUUGAUUUUAAUACGCUACGGUUUCGUUUUCUCUUGAUAUUUGAAGCAGUUGCCAAGAUAGCUUCCACUUGUUACUCUUGUCGCCCUUGAUAAUUUAAGCUGCUUGA